CCCGCCACUGGGUGACUGCGGACUCUGGCCCCAAGACCGAGUGAAGUAUCCAGCCCUUAAGAAGACCCCCCCGUGAUGGGACCCUGGAUUCCUGGAUUCCUUCCCUUGCUCCUGCUGCUGCUUGUGGGGGUGAAGUCCCCUGAUCCUAGGAACCAGCGCUGGUCGCACUCUCUGCGGUACGACCUCACGGCAAUGUCCGAGUCCAGCCCUCGGCUACCUGGACGGCCGCGUCUUCGUCGUCUAUGACAGCAGGAGCCACCGUGCCAGGCUCAGGAGCCCCGGGGCCACGGACGGGGAGCUGGCCUCGCUGCUGGCAGCCGCGGAGACGGCGUUCCUCAAGGGUCGCGCGCAGGACUUGGCUUGGGGUCUGAAGACCAUCAUGGGCUACAACGAGCUCAGCGGGGAGGGCUCCCCAGGGCCCCAUACACUGCAGCUGAGCCACGGCUGCGAGCUGGGCAGCAGCGGUAGAUUCUGGCGCUACGGCUACGACGGGGAGGACUUCACCGCCUAUGACCCAGCGACCUGGGCCUGGGGCGCGGCGCUGCCGGAGCCCGAGAGGCGGCGGCGGCAGCUGGUUGUCGGGAGCCGCCUGUCUGCGGUGCGCGUGUGGCUGGACCGCCAGUGCGGGGCGGCGCUGCGGCGCUGGCUGACUGCGGGGCUCGGGGGCCCGGCACCAGUGGUGCCUCCCCGCGUGGUGAUCACCCAGCGAGAGGACCCUGAAGGCCAUUACACCCUGAAAUGUAGAGCAUUUAGCUUCUCCCCUGCCAACAUCACUCUGACUUGGCUGCUGGAAGGCCAGGAGCUGACCAAGGACUCAGGACCCAGGGAUGCGCUACCUGCGGGGAACGAGACCUACCAGAGCUGGGCAUCUGUGGCUGUCCUCCCGGGAGAGGAGCUGAGAUACACCUGCCUGGUGGAGCACCUGGGCCUGAACAGGCCCCUCAGUGUGACCUGGGGGCGUAAUGGCUCACUUCCCACUGGAGCCAGUCCUAGAGUCCAGUGGAGCCAUCUUUCCCUCACACCCUCAGACAUGGGACAGGCAGCCAGAAUGCAGAGAUUUUUCAAGUGAAGGAAAAUAAAGGAAAGCCUCCAAACACCAGCAAAGAAUUUUAAGGCUAUUCUAUCACCUGGAGACUUGGAACAAAUGAUUUUUAGAAAGCGUCAAAGCAUUCAUGGAGAAAUGGCCAGCAAUGUUUGGCUUGUAAAGCUGGCCCUUAAUAAAUUAAUUAAUUAUGCUGUGGUGUU
Molecule: messenger RNA, 1245 nt
Organism: Choloepus didactylus (southern two-toed sloth)
Lineage: Eukaryota; Metazoa; Chordata; Mammalia; Pilosa; Megalonychidae
Product: H-2 class I histocompatibility antigen, alpha chain-like
Exons: 7
Coding region: 380-1069 (229 amino acids)
Biological process (GO): immune response; antigen processing and presentation of endogenous peptide antigen via MHC class Ib; positive regulation of T cell mediated cytotoxicity
Cellular component (GO): external side of plasma membrane
Source: RefSeq, a predicted model, not a curated record